Messenger RNA from Debaryomyces fabryi, 2307 nucleotides. RefSeq lists its product as uncharacterized. Bases 1 to 2307 code for a protein of 768 amino acids. Lineage: Eukaryota; Fungi; Ascomycota; Pichiomycetes; Serinales; Debaryomycetaceae. The record is from RefSeq and is a predicted model, not a curated record. The transcript has a single exon.
AUGAAUAUACCAUAUGAACAACCUCAUUUACUAUUUCCCUUGGCAGCUUAUUUCCAAUCUCAGUAUGAAUUCAUAGAUCAAUUCAUUCCAGAGUUAGCUAGUAGCGAGAGAAAAUUGGUUCAUCUCACUAACUUUAAACAAUUCGAGGACUUAAUAUACCAUUUAGAAUCCACAUUCCUCGUUAAGGAUGAAAUUGAUAAUGGUGAAAAUAUAGAAACAUAUCUUAAAAUCCCAUCUAUUGACAUAUUUCGAGUUUUGAUAACCCUUGCAUCUAGGUGCCUGUCAACGUAUUUUACUCAUGGAUCCCCAUCCAUAGAUGGUUUGAUUGCAAAUAACGAAUACACUAAAAAUUUGAAUGAAGAAUAUGAAAAGUGUAUAUACAAACCUCCUUUAAGGGAUAGAUGUAUAAUGAUCAUGAGACGGUAUAUGGAUAUACUUAUAACUUCAACCUCUCCCACUACGGUUGAAUUGGUUUAUAAGCUAUUUUUGGACACCUUCAAGGAAUUUAUAAUUCAACCAGAGUUUUUUCAUAUCAAGGGGACACUUCCUAAGGACAGAUAUUUAAGAUCCAAAAGGAAAAUAGCUCUACGUCAAGAAACAAAUGUAGAGGAGAGCCACGAGGUAAUAAGUGAUUCUGAAGAAGAACCACCUUCAUUAGUAAAUGAUAUUGCGAGUGAAGUUAAGAAAUUCCAACCCUAUAACAUGUCACCCUUGAAAAGGAAUACUGGUAUUUUUUCUGGUGAUAAUUAUAAGAUGUCAGGCUUAAAUGACUCAUCCGUUUUGUUUCAGACCAUGCCUCACUUAGAUAGUGAAUCAGAUCUAGCUUCCAGCUCAGAAGGUGAGUUGUCAUCAAAAAGACGCAAAGGCAGUUCAAAUAGGUAUAGCAAGAAUUCUAUAUUGAAUAAUGUUCGUGUGUUUGGAGACUAUUUAAUUUCUAGGCAAUUAAACCCAAUGAUCAAUUCGCCAUACAACUUGUGGAAAUUGAUACAAUGGACAUUUCACUGUGCAGAUUUUUCGACUAUGUAUCAAAAGAAGUUACUAGGUUCAAAUUGUACUAACUCCCACCUUAUUUUUGAGACAUAUUCUAAACUUCUCAGGUUAAUAUUUGAUUUCCUUCAAUUUAAUCUUAUCUACCACUUAAUUAAGGAUCAGAAAUCAAAUCAAUUUUUGAAUAUUGAAAGAAAGGAUGCAAAUGAGUAUAUGGAUCCUGUUUUCACUUUCUCUCAGCUAGACAGUACUUCCAGGAAAGAGAUAAUAGGGAUAAUAGAAAAUGACAGAAGUAUCCUUCUUCUGAAUCUUAUGAUGCAAUUGGGUCCAUCUCAAGUGGACUGGUAUGAUAGAGUAAUAGAAUAUGUAUUCACUGGAUUGAAUAAAGAUAAGCCCAAUUCUGAAAGUAGCUAUCAACCACAACCUUGUUACGAACGAGAAAAGAUAUUAACCAGACAUGACAAUACUCUUAAAAAAGAGAUAGAUAGGAACUAUGCUCUUCAGUAUGAUGAUAAUAUCGAUUCAAUGAAGCUUCGUUACGGAAUAAUAAUAAUAAUAUAUUACAGAUCACUAUUUUUUGCUACCGAAAGUCUCAUAGAUGAUUCACAAGCCCUAGAUGAUUCCCCAACUUCACCAUUAUCUCCUAAACUUUUCUUGCAACAGCUUAGUUGCAAACUAAUAACUCUUGAUUAUCUCUAUCUAAGGCAGUUUUAUCUUGCAUACUAUAUGGAGACGACAGAAAAUAAGUUCAUUACUAGAAUCUACCAAUAUCAAAUGAUGCAUGAAUUAACAAAGAUGAUGUUAAUAUCUUUUACAGGUUUUCCGGAAAUCGAGAAUUAUUUAUCUACAAAUGAAAUAAUACACUCUAAUAGUAAUUCUGCAAAGAAUUUGAUGGAUUUAAUUGUUGACCAAAGACUCUAUCAAGCUCUAGUUGAAGAUGAAACUUAUUCUGGAUGGCAAGACUUUGAGCUGGCUUGGUCUAAAUUGAAUUAUUUACUAGGAUGGCUCCUUGAAUCUUCACUAGCUGAGUUGCAGAAUAAUUUAAGGGAAUCGAGUGAAGAUAUUGAAUUGGUGAAUUUUAUAUUCAAAAGAGUGGAAAAAGCAGAUCGCAUAAAAAUUAAGUGGUACAAUAGAUUUAUCUUGAAUCACUGCAAAGAUAACAACAAGUCCAAUAAUAAUCACGUAGAAUAUCAUUUCUAUCUAUCGGAUGACGAAGCUCUUAACCACCUCGUUAAUGAUAAAUCUGAAACUAUUUGGGUCAGAUUCAAGCACGUAGUCCUAUUGAAAUUUUCCAAAUAUAUUAAUGAACAAUUUACAUGA